Messenger RNA from Scutellospora calospora, 1381 nucleotides. The record is from the annotation of a GenBank genome assembly. NCBI's taxonomy places the organism in Eukaryota, Fungi, Glomeromycota, Glomeromycetes, Diversisporales, Gigasporaceae.
UAAUAGAGGUUCAAUGUUAAAUCAAGUUCAAAUUGCAGUAAAUGCACGAGAAGCCUCCAAUAAACUUCAGUAUGUAACAGCAUCUGAUAGAAGCUUCGCACUUAAUAAAAUCAAGACUGUUCUUGAGGAGAAAAAGAGAGACAUUUUUAAAGCGAAUGAACAAGACAAAGAGAAUGCCGAUAAACUAGUAAAGGCCGGUACACUUUCUGCAUCCUUAUUCAAGCGAUUGGACUUAGAAAAUGGUGAUAAAUUUGCCACCAUGCUUCAAGGAAUUUCAGAUAUUGAUUAUUUACCAGAUCCAACUGAACAAAUCACGUAUUCAAGUAAACUUGAUGAAGGAUUGGAAUUAUAUCGGGUUACUUGUCCAGUUGGAGUCUUACUGGUAAUAUUUGAAGCAAGACCCGAAGUAGUUGUAAAUAUAACAGCGUUGGCUAUAAAAUCAGGCAAUGCGGUGAUCUUAAAGGGAGGAAAAGAAUCUGUCCUUACGUUGACUGCCCUAUCUUCUGCUAUUCAGUCCGCUUUAAAUGAUACUGCAAUUCCACCAAAUGCCGUUCAACUUGUUGAAACGCGGGAGGAUAUUGAAGCUUUGCUAGAUCUGGAUAAAUACAUUGAUUUGGUGAUUCCGCGAGGAAGUAAUAGUCUGCUCAUCAAUUGGUUCAUAAAAUUAACGGACGGUCGUUGUAAUUCUAGAAUACCAGUAUUAGGACACGCUAAUGGAUUAUGUACUGUAUAUGUUGACAAAGAUUCUGAUCUCGAUAAAGCAAUCCGUGUAGUCCUCGACUCGAAAAUUAAUUAUCCUGCUGCUUGCAACGCUGCUGAAACUCUUCUUAUUCAUCGCUCGGUCCUCUCUUCGCAUCUUUUGCCAAUUAUUACCGCUUUACAAAAUAACAAAGUUUUACUGCAUCUAGAUCAAGAAUCAUUAUCUCAACUUCCAUCAUCUUAUGAUAAUUCUGGGAUUCAACUGUGUGUUCCUCAAGACUUUGACACUGAGUUUUUGGAUCUUGAGAUGGCUGUAAAAGUGGUUAAUGAUGUGGAAGAAGCAAUACAACAUAUAAAUUCACAUGGUAGUAAACAUACGGACGCAAUUAUAACAGAAAAUGAGCAAAUUGCCAAAAGGUUUAUGCAGGGUGUUGAUGCAGCAGGUGUAUAUUGGAAUGCGAGCACUAGAUUUGCAGAUGGAUAUCGGUAUGGUUUUGGCGCCGAAGUUGGGGUAAGUACAAAUAAAACUCAUGCGCGUGGUCCUGUUGGUCUCGAAGGGCUAUUGAUUUAUAAAUAUAAGCUUUGUGGAAACGGACACGUAGUGGGUGAAUUUGGUGAGGGAAAGAAGAAAUAUUUGCAUGAGAAGAUUACGUUUUUUCGGGACUUGAAAUAUGAUAAUUGA